CUCCCUCCCUCCUCCCCGCCAUGGACGCGCUGGAGACGCUGGUGUGUCGCCUGCACCAGGUUCAGGCCGUCAAGUUCGGCAGCUUCGUGUUGAAGAGCGGAAUAUCGUCGCCCAUCUACUUCGACCUGCGGGUUAUCGUGUCGUAUCCGGAUUUGAUGAACCAGGUUUCGGACGUCCUGUGGCAGGUCGCCAAAAAGGCCGGGGUCAAGUGCGACUCUGUCUGUGGGGUUCCCUACACAGCUUUGCCUCUGGCCACCAUUAUUUCUUCAUCCACCGGGAUCCCGAUGCUCAUUCGGAGAAAGGAAGCGAAGGAUUACGGUACAAAGCGCCUGGUGGAAGGUGCCAUCACUCCGGGAGAAACGUGUCUUAUUAUCGAGGAUGUGGUCACGAGCGGGUUGAGUGUCUUGGAAACUGCAGACGUUCUUCAUAAGGAAGGACUGUACGUCACUGAUGCGGUGGUGCUGAUGGAUCGGGAGCAGGGAGGAAGGGCUAAGCUAGAGGAGGAAGGAAUACGUUUGCACUCAUUUUGCUCGUUGUACAAAUUACUAGAUAUUCUACACAGCCAUGGAAAAAUUGAUUCUGAAAUAGUAGAAAAUGUCAAAGCAUUCAUAAGGGAAAACAACACCUAUCAGCCAACAAAUCAUAAAUUGAAGAGUAUCUCAACAAAGCAACCUGAAAAAGAGCCUGAUUCACGACCUGCAAAGAGACACAAUAAGCCAGUUAGCUACAGUGACCGAGCACAGCUUCUUGAUGUCCACCCAGUCACAGCAAAACUCUUUAAGAUCAUGGAAAGGAAGCAGACAAAUUUGUGCUUGUCUGCUGAUGUCACAGACUCAAAAGAACUAUUGCAGCUGGCUGAUUCACUGGGUAGUGAAAUCUGUGUGUUGAAGACCCACAUUGAUAUCCUUGACAAUUUUGAACCAUGUGUGAUCAAGGAACUCCGAGCAAUUGCUGAUAAGCAUGAGUUUUUGAUAUUUGAAGAUCGAAAGUUUGCCGACAUUGGGAAUACAGUCAAACAUCAGUAUGAAGGUGGGAUAUACAAAAUUGCUUCAUGGUCAGAUGUUGUGAAUGCCCAUGUGGUCCCUGGCCCUGGAGUGGUGAAAGGAUUAAAAGAAGUUGGGCUGCCUUUGAACCGGGCCUGUUUACUGAUUGCCGAAAUGAGCUCCCAGGGUUCCUUAGCCACCGGGGACUACACCAAAGCAGCUGUGAAAAUGGCUGAGGACCACUCCGACUUUGUUAUUGGGUUUAUUUCCAGCUCAAAUGUGAGCAGCAGCCAAAAGUUUAUACACAUGACACCUGGAGUCCAGAUGCAGGCUGGAGGAGAUAAACUAGGACAACAGUAUCUGAGCCCCGAGCAAGUGAUUAAUAAGAAGGAUUCAGAUAUAAUCAUCGUGGGCCGAGGAAUCCUGUCAGCAAAGGAUCGUUUAGAAGCAGCAAGAAUGUAUAAGACGGCUGGGUGGGAAGCCUACCUGAGCAAGCUGUCAUGUUUUGGCAACUGAAAGAUGAAUAGAAAUUCAGGAAUUUUGUGUCCAAACUCAUUUUGUACUCAUUUCAUUGGCACUCUCAUUGUAAUUUACUAGAAUGGUUGAAUUGGAAAAUAUAAGAUGUCAAUUGUGUACCAAUUAUUUCACCUAAACAACCCCAAUGACACCUCAACUCAAUUUGUGAUUGCAUUAUAAACCUUAAAAAGCUGCAUAAAUUGCAGGAUAUUGAAGUAAAUGUCAUUGCGUAGCAAGCUUGUACAUGGAGCAACAACACUCAGUACAAUUGCAGAUGUAAAGAUUGUCUGAUUUUUAUUACGUGAACUUUCCAAUAAAAAUAGUUGUACUUGUAGAUCAAAGGUCUUUCAGAACAAAUAAAUUGCAGUGCCAAUUUA
Messenger RNA from Callorhinchus milii (elephant shark), 1876 nucleotides. RefSeq names its product uridine monophosphate synthetase (gene umps). Bases 21 to 1499 code for a protein of 492 amino acids. NCBI's taxonomy places the organism in Eukaryota, Metazoa, Chordata, Chondrichthyes, Chimaeriformes, Callorhinchidae. Gene Ontology annotation, biological process: 'de novo' pyrimidine nucleobase biosynthetic process; 'de novo' UMP biosynthetic process. The record is from RefSeq and is a predicted model, not a curated record. The transcript is spliced from 6 exons. Gene Ontology annotation, molecular function: orotidine-5'-phosphate decarboxylase activity; orotate phosphoribosyltransferase activity.